Molecule: messenger RNA, 1009 nt
Organism: Scleropages formosus (Asian bonytongue)
Lineage: Eukaryota; Metazoa; Chordata; Actinopteri; Osteoglossiformes; Osteoglossidae
Gene: coq7
Product: coenzyme Q7 homolog, ubiquinone (yeast)
Exons: 6
Coding region: 56-712 (218 amino acids)
Biological process (GO): ubiquinone biosynthetic process; determination of adult lifespan; regulation of gene expression
Cellular component (GO): mitochondrial inner membrane; nucleus
Molecular function (GO): 3-demethoxyubiquinol 3-hydroxylase activity
Source: RefSeq, a predicted model, not a curated record
UCCGCUACUAAACGUAACGCGGCAAUAACAUUGUUUUUAAGCCAUUGAGAGAAAUAUGGCAGCGGCGAUGGAGGGAAUGCGGACAUGGCGCGGUCUGCGGAGUUGCUGGGGCGCACGGCCGUUGUGUUCAGCAGCGGUUCCCCUGUGUUCCCGGAGUUACGGUGUGUUGCCUCCUCCUCGCGAUGAAAAAGAGAAAGCUUUGCUGCAUAGAAUGCUCCGAGUAGACCACGCAGGCGAGUAUGGGGCCAACCGGAUAUAUGCUGGACAGAUGGCAGUGCUGGGGAGGACUCAGUCAGGGCCCCUCAUCCAGCAUAUGUGGGAUCAAGAGAAAAAGCAUCUGCAGAAAUUCGAUGAGAUUUUGGCUGAGAACAGAGUGCGACCCACAGCCUUGUUGCCCUUUUGGAACAUAACAGGGUUUCUACUUGGAGCCUCCACAGCCUUGCUGGGGAAAGAAGGAGCCAUGGCAUGCACUGUGGCAGUGGAGGAGAGCAUCUCUGAGCACUACAACAGUCAGAUCAGGGCACUUAUGGAGACUGAUCCAGAGAAAUAUAAAGAUUUAUUACAAUUGAUUACAGAGUGUCGUGAUGAGGAGAUGGAACACCAUGACACUGGACUAGAGCAAGAUGCUCAAUCGGUGCCUGGAUACUGGCUUUUAAAGAAUGUGAUUCAAGCUGGCUGCAAGGCUGCAAUAUAUAUAUCUGAGCGCAUCUAAAACCACUCAGUAUUUCUUAAAUUAAGAGUAAAUGGACGGAAAUGCUUGGAAAUGUGUAAAUAUGACAAGUAUGUGCUCUAGUUGUUUGAUGGCAUGUACAGGCAGUCCCCGAAUUACGAACGAGUUCCGUGCCCUCAGUCUGUCUUUAAGUCGGAUUUUGACGUAAGUUGGAACAGUUAGGCAUGGUGGUUAUCUUACUUCAGUUUACCGAAUGUUUGUCUUGCUAUAUCAUAUAUCGUUUACCUUUCUAUGCAUAAAAAAAUUAAAGAAACACUUCGGAUACACAAAAACAUAUUU